GUCUUCUGCCAUACAACUUAUCAACCCAAAGUCAGAAGUUGCUCGAAGAGGUCAAGCUCUUCAGCUAAAUAUAACUGCUGCAGUUGGUUUGCAAGAUGUAUUAAAAUCUAACCUUGGUCCUAAAGGAACGAUUAAAAUGCUGGUUGAUGGCGCAGGCAACAUUAAGAUUACUAAAGACGGCAAAGUUCUAUUGAGCGAAAUGCAAAUUCAAAAUCCAACCGCGGCAAUGAUUGCUCGCGCUGCCACAGCACAAGAUGAAAUCACUGGUGACGGUACAACAUCAAUUGUUUUGUUGGUUGGUGAAUUAAUGAAACAAGCCGAAAGAUAUAUUUCUGAAGGGUUACAUCCAAGAAUUAUUACCGAGGGAUUCGAUUUAGCAAGAAAAGAAGCAUUAGAG
Messenger RNA from Funneliformis mosseae, 397 nucleotides. The record is from the annotation of a GenBank genome assembly. NCBI's taxonomy places the organism in Eukaryota, Fungi, Glomeromycota, Glomeromycetes, Glomerales, Glomeraceae.